ACGCACGCGUGCGUCGUGGCAGCAGGCUUACGGUGUCAGUUCCGCGGCUCGUAUUAUUAUCAGCGGACGCGGGUCGAACCGAGCCGCGCGGCCUGUCCCAGAUUUUCAGUCGCGCGUACUCGCGACAGCGCGCAGGCUGGCGAAGCCUGUCGAUCGCGAGCCGAUCCUAGAUCGGGUCCAUCCUCAGAACGGUUUCGCGGUCGAUCGAGCGCGGAACGAUCGUCCAGGCCCGCGGUCGCGCGAUCCACGAGCAUGUUUCCGGAUACCGGGGACACGUAGCAGAGGACGCGUGCCGCAGCUGCAUUCUGCAUCGAGAUCACCCGAGAUUGCACCUGUGGCCGAGGCGCCGAGCCGCGCCGCGCCGGUGGACGCGCGUCAUGUCAAUUGCCGUUGCUGCAGCCACCGUCCAGAGCUCCGAGGGCUGACAGGGGACGGCGAUGGAGGACGAGGACUUCGGGUUCACCAAGAGGGACGACGCUGUCCUCAGAAACGUCAAACAGUUCGACGGAGUGGAGCACAGGCUCUCGACCAUGAAGGCGGGAGAGAUCGUUGGUGGGUCUGGAUCGGUGAUGACAGCGCCGUUAUCCGGGGCGACCGAGGCCGGAAACGCCGUCCCUGAGCGGGCAGCGACCGCCUCUUCGUCCUCUCCGGCUUCCUCAGUCGUUUCCAACCCGCCGAACAUACCGAACGUGGUCGAGUAUCACCUGAAAGUGAAGCCUGGACAGACGCGGAGAGCCUGCCAGUUAGAUAACAGUCCAAGAAGCCAGGACGAGAUGAAGAAAGAGAAGAGCCCCGUGUCGUCCGCCGACAAAAAGAAGGACCUUGUGUCGAGGCUGUCCCGGCUGUCCAUCGACAACAACGUUUUCGAGGGCUCCACGGACCUGCCUCAGGUGUUUCAGGUGAAAUAUUUGGGCUCGCAUGACGCGAGGGGCCUCUGGGGCAUCAAGCACACGAGGAGGCCCGUCGAUAACAUGGUUGCUGCCGCGAAGGCCUUACCGACCAACACCAUGCUGCCACUGAUCAAGCUGGUCGUCUCGCAAGACGGCGUAGCUCUGCUGCCGCUGGAGAAGAGGAAGCAGGAGGGCAACAUCACCAGAAUGUACGCCAUCGAGACGAUCUCGUACGGCGUCCAGGACCUCGUCUACACCAGGGUCUUCUCCAUGAUCGUGGUCAGGGAGACGGAGAACUUCCGCAGGGUCUCGCCGUUCGAGUGCCACGGGUUCGUCUGCGAGUCGAAGCACCACGCGAGACAGUUGACCUACGCGCUGGCCACCGCCUUCGAGAUCUACUCGAGGACGGUGAAGGCGCAGGACAAGAUGGCAGAGAUGGCCGGGAACACCGCGAAGAAGAGGUUCGCGAUCGAUUUGAGGAGCCCCGAGGAGAUGGAGGCCGAUCUGGCCAUGGACUCCGAGGCCUGAGUCCGUUCUCUUCGAACGAGCUCUAUUUCUCCGUCGACGGAAGAACCGCCUCGAGGAUGACACAGGGUACAAUUCGCGGGAGACGACUUUUUUAUUUGUACAGAGCAUAGUUCUAGGCGUAAGUUAGUUGGCGAGAACCGUCCGACGUUCGAGCGGACCCGAGGAUACAGCCGAUCAUCCGUUACUUACGAAUUACGGUAAUGUCUCCCUUACUGACGCUCAUAUUGUCCACUAAAAUGGAAAUUCGGGAAGAGGA
Molecule: messenger RNA, 1674 nt
Organism: Megalopta genalis
Lineage: Eukaryota; Metazoa; Arthropoda; Insecta; Hymenoptera; Halictidae
Source: RefSeq, a predicted model, not a curated record